CGACGGGCGGUCCCGGCUCGGCCAAUGGGAGCCCUGCGCCCCGUGUUUCCCUUCCGCUGUUAAAGGCGGUGCGGCGCGGAGCAGCGCGGUGGGGUUUGCAGUGCGGGCGGGGGAGCGGCGGCCCCUUUAAACUAUGCCCGCGGCGCGCAGGUGACCAUGCAAUGGCGGUCGGUGCUCCUGGGGCUGCUGCUGCUGAGGCUGGCGCUGCAGGCGCUGCUGGCGCUGCUGCCCGCGCUGGCGCCCGGCCUCUGCCUGCGCCGCCGCUUCCCCUUCACCUUUCCGCCACCGCCCGGCGCCGCCGGCUCCUCGCACUGGGGCUCGCUGCUGUGGCGGGACGGCGAUGGCGGCGGGGCGGCGGCGGCGGGGGGUGACGAGUACGAGCGGCGGUACAGCGGAGCCUUCCCGCCGCAGCUGCGGGCCCGGCUGCGCGACGCCGCCCGCGGCAUGUUCGUGUUCAGCUACGACAGCUACAUGCAGCACGCCUUUCCCCGGGACGAGCUCGACCCGCUGCACUGCCGCGGCCGCGGCCCCGACCGCCGGGACCCCUCCAACCUCAACAUCAACGAUGUCCUGGGGAACUACUCGCUGACGCUGAUCGACGCGCUGGACACGCUGGCGGUAAUGGGAAACUCCUCGGAAUUCCAGAAAGCAGUGAAGUUGGUGAUUGACACAGUUUCAUUUGAUAAAGACUCAACAGUGCAAGUGUUUGAGGCAACAAUCAGGGUUUUGGGAAGCUUGCUUUCUGCCCACAUAAUAAUCACAGAUACCAAACAGCCUUUUGGUGAUAUGACCAUUAAGGAUUAUGACAAUGAACUGUUGCAUAUGGCUCAUGACCUAGCAGUGAGAUUACUUCCGGCCUUUGAGAACACCAAAACUGGAAUUCCGUAUCCUCGGGUCAAUCUGAAGAAGGGGGUACCUCCAGACAGCAAUAAUGAAACCUGUACUGCAGGAGCUGGUUCUCUGCUGGUGGAAUUUGGGAUCCUUAGCAGGCUGCUUGGGGAUUCCACGUUUGAGUGGGUGGCCAGGAGAGCCGUCAAAGCACUGUGGAGUCUCAGGAGCAAUAACACUGGGCUGCUAGGAAAUGUCGUGAAUAUUCAAACUGGUCAUUGGGUUGGAAAGCAAAGUGGACUGGGAGCUGGGUCAGAUUCAUUCUAUGAAUACCUUCUGAAGUCUUACAUCCUCUUUGGAGAAAAGGAAGACUUGGAGAUGUUCAAUGAUGCUUAUCGGAACAUUCAGAACCAUUUAAGAAGAGGUCGAGAAGCUUGCAAUGAAGGUGAAGGUGACCCUCCUUUGUACGUUAACGUAAACAUGUUCACAGGACAGCUGAUGAACACGUGGAUUGACUCUUUGCAAGCGUUUUUUCCUGGACUACAGGUAUUGAUAGGAGAUGUGGAAGAUGCUAUUUGUCUCCAUGCUUUUUAUUAUGCCAUAUGGAAGCGAUACGGAGCUCUCCCAGAAAGAUACAACUGGCAAUUGCAAGCGCCGGAUGUUCCCUUUUAUCCACUAAGACCAGAGUUAGUGGAAUCCACAUAUCUUCUUUAUCAGGCCACAAAGAACCCAUUUUACCUUCAUGUGGGGAUGGAUAUUCUGCAGAGUUUGGAAAAAUACACAAAAGCAAAGUGUGGCUAUGCCACAUUGCAUCACGUUGUAGAGAAGACAAAGGAAGAUCGAAUGGAGAGCUUUUUUCUCAGUGAAACGUGUAAAUACUUGUAUCUGUUGUUUGAUGAAGAAAAUCCAGUGCAUAAAUCUGGAAAUAAGUAUAUGUUUACUACUGAGGGGCAUGUUGUGUCUGUGGAUGAACGUUUCCGUAACUCACUGUGGCAAGACAUCCUCCCUGGAGAAGAGGACGGCUCAGAAAAAAUUAAACCUAAUGAGUUAAAGGCAGUCAACUUCAGCUCUAAUUGUAACAGAGUUCCUGAUGAGAGGAGAUACUUGCUGCCACUGAAGAGUAACUACAUGAGACAGAUUGAUCGAAUGGUGGGCUUGAUCUGAAUGGUUCUUCGGAGUAACUUUUACUGUAUGUCAGGAGGAGCAUGGGAUUUGACUGUAGACAUUCCUCUCCUCUUCAGCUACACACCUGCAUAUGCUGAGUCACUUGGGUUUUUCCCAUGCUUGUUAGUUUUCAAUUAUGGACGUGAAGGGAGAUCAAGUUCUCUUACAAGUUCAGUCUUCUGAACUGCAGUAACUUCACAUGCCACCUGAAUAGAGAUUUCUUUAAGACCUCCUAUGCAAAAUGUUGGAAAUGAAGGCUGAAUAUGCUUAAAAAAAAUUGGCAUGUGCCACUUGGCUACCUCUUUGUAGCUGUGUUACAAAAGUCCCUUUAGAAAAGGGUCUAGUAUUUAAUUUGAAACGAUUUUGGGACAGGGGAAGGAAUGGGAAAGUGCAAUUUCUUACACUUUUAACUAUUGAGUUAUUCUGACUAGCAAUACACACCCUUAAGUACUACUCAGGUAGGAACCCACUGGUAAUGGGUUUUGCUGAAACAAAAAAUCACUCUAUCUGGAAUAGUAUCUUGAAAAUGUAACUCCUGAUCAUGUAAAAAGCUAUCAGUAUAGUCAUCAUAUUCCUCAGUUACAUGGAACUGCAUGGUCUCAAGAGCCUGUAGCUAUAGAAACCAGUAAUAAAACAAAUCAGGUGCCUUGUUUUUAUAGGGGAAUGGGUUGGGAGGGAAGGGGAAAUUGCCGCUUAGCUUUCCAAGCAGCUAACUUGACAUAGCUUAGUUGAGCAGAAGUUCCAAAAGUUGCGUUGUCUGCCGUGUUUUUAGUGCCUUUUUCAGAGAGAUGCUGCUAAGAACUGGUAUAACAGUACAUGAAGAACAAACUAUUCCACAUUCCUGUCAGCAUUAAUAUAUUAGUGCCUUAAAUUUUGUUCUCUAGCAGGAAAAAUUGAGCUUGUUUGGGAAAAUGGAUAGAGCUGGUUACAAAACACAGUGGAUCCCAAAGUAACUUGUGUAUGAGAUGGCUUCUCUUUUUAUCAAGGUAGUGGAAGAAAAUACCAGCCUCUGUGCCCAUCCCAGAGUGUUUCUGAGUUUUAUUAAUCUGGGCUGAGUUUAUUCUUUGUGUCAGUGCAGUUAGUAAAGGGGCUGCCUCUGCAUCAUCCUGGAGAUGGAGGUAGAGGUCUGAGCCUGCAUUGUGCCCACUUCCCUGUGCCACAAGACAGUUUAGUGUAUGCCACUCUAAUGAGUUUGUGGGUGCAGCAGCUGCCAGUGCUGACUGCUGUGCUACCUGUGCAGUGUACCUGUGACCUGUGCCCCCUGGUUCCAGUGAGGAAUGGUGAGAACCUGCUGUUGCUGCAUCCCAGCUUCUUGAACUGCAGCUCAGUUAUGUUUGAGGAAUAACUAUAGGCUUUCAGGAAGAGAGCAGUUAAAUUCAAGCAGGGUUGUUGAGGAUUGAAAACUAAGUGAGGCCAAAACAACUUACUCUAAAUACAACAGUUGUUUGGGUUUUUAUUGGUUUUGGUGGUGUUUUUUUUUCUCCAGUGACUCCCUGUUGCGUAUAUGCUUUUUAAUUUUGACUACAGUUGAAGUAGCUGAAUGUUACUGUUGGGUUAAUUAUUUUUAAAUGAAGGCUUAAACAUAAGGGCAAACUUGGUCUGCUGUAUUUUCACAUUCUUAUAACAACAUCGGUUUUCAUCAACCAGAUGUUGCAACUCAAAGCAUUUCUAAUAAAUAUGGUGUGAUGAAGAG
This is a messenger RNA of Neopsephotus bourkii (Bourke's parrot), 3685 nucleotides long. RefSeq names its product ER degradation enhancing alpha-mannosidase like protein 1 (gene EDEM1). The transcript is spliced from 12 exons. The record is from RefSeq and is a predicted model, not a curated record. Gene Ontology annotation, molecular function: calcium ion binding; mannosyl-oligosaccharide 1,2-alpha-mannosidase activity. Bases 157 to 1992 code for a protein of 611 amino acids. Gene Ontology annotation, biological process: carbohydrate metabolic process; mannose trimming involved in glycoprotein ERAD pathway; endoplasmic reticulum mannose trimming. NCBI's taxonomy places the organism in Eukaryota, Metazoa, Chordata, Aves, Psittaciformes, Psittacidae. Gene Ontology annotation, cellular component: endoplasmic reticulum; membrane.